Molecule: messenger RNA, 2803 nt
Organism: Triplophysa rosa
Lineage: Eukaryota; Metazoa; Chordata; Actinopteri; Cypriniformes; Nemacheilidae
Product: amiloride-sensitive amine oxidase [copper-containing]-like
Exons: 3
Biological process (GO): amine metabolic process; response to antibiotic
Cellular component (GO): plasma membrane
Molecular function (GO): copper ion binding; diamine oxidase activity; quinone binding
Source: RefSeq, a predicted model, not a curated record
AGUGCAGACGUAUUCAAAGGUGAAGCCGCUCUACAUAUUAUAACAUCUGCUUAACGUUUAAACCUUGAAUAGACUAGUCCUGUUUUAUCUGAUGAAUUCUGGAAAGCAGCAAAGCCAGAAGUUUUGUUGGUUAAUGUAGACAUCUGGUGGGGACACCAGCAUCCAAAACCAACUGGGACAUUUGCAAGUUUGUUCAUUUCCUUGUAAUAAUUAUUUUUGCAGGGGUCAACAUGUGGUUCUGGAUGCUGCUCUUGGUUUCUCUGGCCUUGUCCACCACCUCAUCGAGAGCUCGGGAGUGGGCCCAUCAAGGAGCCAUGAUGUACGCCGAUCUCAAUCCUCGUGAGAUGAACGCCGUGAGAGACUACCUGUACUCCUUCAGCGAGCUGGGCCUCACCUCAGCCCUGGACAAGUCUUUAAUGAAGAACAGCAUCCUUCUUAUGGAGCUUCACGUCCCUCGCAAACACGAGGCCUUGCGAGCUUUGGACAGGGGUCAGGCCAAACCUCUGCGUCAGGCACGCGUGGUGGUGCAGUUCGGCAACCAGGCCAAACCCAACGUGACGGAGUACAUUGUCGGCCCCCUGCCUUUCCCGUGUUCUUAUCAGGCGAAGACUUUUAAAGGUAACCGUCCGAUCCGCUUUGAGUCUAGGCCGAUUACUGUCGUGGAGUACGAGCACCUGCAUACAUUUUUGGAGAAAGUUGCAAGUAAAGUCAAUAAGAUUCUGCAAGAGAGCAGCGGAUUCACCUACGGAAACUGCACUGACCGCUGUCUGACAUUCUCAGACAUUGCACCUCGUGGGUUAGCGCCCGGCGAGAGGAGGACGUGGGUCAUGUUGCAGAAGUUUGUGGAGGGUUAUUUUAUUCACCCGGUGGGCUUUGAGAUCCUCAUUAACCAUAAGGAUUUGGAUCCUGUGAAGUGGACGGAGGAGAAGGUGUGGUAUAACGGACAGUAUUUUGACAGCGUGGAUGAGCUUGUGGAGAAGUAUGAGAAGGGCACGAUCAACAAACACAAGCUGCCCGUGCACGAUGAGGAAGAUCUGUUUUCCACUUACAUCCCUCGAGGACACAUGAACACGCGGACGAAUGUUCACGGAGCGAAGCUCGUGGAACCUCAAGGCCGCAGAUUUCAGGUGGAUGGGAACUUUGUGGAGUAUGCUGGUUGGUCUUUUGCGUACAGAGUGCGCUCUUCGGCCGGAUUGCAGAUAUUUGAUUUACGCUUCAACUGAGAGAGAAUCGCUUAUGAAGUUGCUCUGCAGGAAGCCAUUGCAUUUUACUCCGGAGAUACGCCAGCCGCCAUGCAGACCAAAUACAUCGAUUCUGGGUGGGCGAUGGGGACGUCAGAUUACGAGCUGGCUCCAGGGAUCGACUGCCCUGAAAUUGCUCAAUUUGUGGAUCUUUAUCAUUACUAUGACACAGACAAACCUGUACGAUACAGAAACGCUCUGUGCAUCUUUGAAAUGACCACAGGUCUUCCUCUGAGGAGACACUUUAAUAGCAACUUCCAAGGGGGAUACAAUUUUUUCGGAGGUCUUGAAAACCACGUUAUGGUCAUCAGAACUACAUCUACUGUGUACAACUACGACUACAUCUGGGAUUUUAUCUUUUAUCAGAAUGGUGUCAUGGAGUCCAGGGUGAGCGCCACUGGGUACAUCCAUGCUACGUUCUUCACGGAGAACGGAUUGAACUACGGAACCAAGCUUUACAACUACGUACUUGGCAACUUGCACACACACCUAAUUAAUUACAAAGUGGAUCUUGACAUCGCAGGGAAAGACAACAGCUUUGAGUCUAUCGAGCUGAAAUAUGUCAACUUUACUAACCCCUGGAGCCCAGAACACAGCAUCGUUCAGUCGAAACUUCACCGGACGCAGCACCAAACAGAACGCAGUGCUGCUUUCCGCUUUGGAAAGAAGUUUCCCAAAUAUCUGCACUUCUACAAUCCAAACCAGAACAACAAGUGGGGACAUAAGAAGGGUUAUCGGAUCCAGUUUAACUCUCACGCCAACAGUGUUUUGCCACUUGGCUGGAGUGAGGAAAAUGGUAUUUCUUGGUCGAGGUGAAUAGUAACAAUUUAUUUUCAAGAUGAGAUCUAACUUGAGUUUUGCAUGUUGAAUGUGUCUGUAUAACUUUGUUUUUUGGUUUGUGACUACAGAUACCCGUUAGCUGUAACCAGACAUAAGGACAAUGAGGUCACCAGCAGCAGCAUGUACACACAGAACGACCCCUGGGAACCCGUCGUGUCUUUUGAGGACUUCAUUCGCAACAAUGAGAAUAUUGUGAACCAGGAUUUGGUUGCCUGGGUAACGGUGGGAUUUCUUCACAUUCCUCACUCGGAGGACAUUCCCAACACAGCAACUCCAGGAAAUGCAGUGGGAUUCUUCCUGCGUCCAUUCAACUUCUUUGACGAAGACCCUUCGCUCGCGUCCCGAAGCACCGUCAUUGUCCGGCCGGAUGAAAAUGGUCAGCCGAAGGUUCAGAGAUGGACUCCAGAGGUCAUAGGUCACUGUGUCUCUGACAAGCCUUUCUUCUACAACGGUACAUACGCUGGUGUGUAAACAGACUUGAUUUAUUUAAUUUUGUGUUUGUGCUGUAUAUAACAUUUAAAGAAAGCUCAAAAUUUAUGACAUAAAUGUUAAUGGAAAUGCUAUAUUUACGUCUAUAAUGCAGUGCACUUGUGACAUCAUCACCUGGGAAGCAAAACUAUAGAACAUAAAAAACAGCAACAAUCUGGAUUUUUCAACCUAAAUAUGAUCGUUAUGACAAAUAAUAAAAAAAAUGUUUUUGAGCCUGUUGAUCAGUUAAUAAA